This is a messenger RNA of Belonocnema kinseyi, 821 nucleotides long. It is a transcript of the gene Pym, whose product is annotated as partner of Y14 and mago. The transcript is spliced from 3 exons. Gene Ontology annotation, cellular component: cytoplasm; exon-exon junction complex. Gene Ontology annotation, molecular function: RNA binding. Bases 125 to 769 code for a protein of 214 amino acids. NCBI's taxonomy places the organism in Eukaryota, Metazoa, Arthropoda, Insecta, Hymenoptera, Cynipidae. Gene Ontology annotation, biological process: exon-exon junction complex disassembly. The record is from RefSeq and is a predicted model, not a curated record.
UACCUUACCGACUAUCCACAUAAAAGUUGUGAUCUUAGAGUGUACAGAAUGGAAGGCCGAUAAUACCAAAUAUUUUUUAUACUAUCAGUUAAAUAAUACUCAAAAUCAGGAUAAUUGAAUUGCAAUGGCAUCGGGGUACAUAAAGGAUGACCAAGUAGGUGGAACGUUUAUUCCAGCAAGUCAACGUCCAGAUGGAACCUGGAGAAAACCACGUCGAGUUCGAGACGGAUAUGUUCCGCAGGAAGAGGUUCCUUUAUAUGAAAGUAAAGGAAAGCAGUUUGUUAAAAACAAGCCGACCUAUCCAGUAGGUCUACCUCCAGAGUUCAUCGCGGCUCACAAAGCAAAAAAGGAAGCCCAGUCAGCAAAAGCUGCCGGGGCUGCUUUGAUUGUUCAAAGUGAUGCUGCGAAGAAAAAAAAGAAGAAAAAAAGUAAAAGUAAAAGUAAAAGUACAAAUUCUGACAAACUGACGGAGGAAAUGGAAAAGACUCGAAUUUCAGAACCGGAAGUUGGUAAGCAAUUUGCCAAUACGUCGGAGUCUGCGAAAAUUAAUAAGUCUGAGAAUUCUAAGGAGGCUGACGGAAAAUCAGAGCAGGCUGUGGAUCCAGCAAAGAGGCUGAAAAACUUGAAAAAGAAGUUGAGGGAAAUCGAAACGUUAGAGCUUAAGAUUAAGGGUGGAGAAAUUAAACAUCCGAUAAAAGAAAUGCUGGACAAAGUCUCGAAGAAGGCGUUAAUUCGGAAGGAAAUCGAGGAACUUGAAGCGAGUCAAUAGUUUUUAGUCAAAGACGAGUCUGGUGCAAAGUUUGUGCCAUUCGAAAAAAAAA